UCAAGUGAGCACUUGCGUUUACGUACAGACUGAUUACAAAAACGAUUGUUUAAUUUUCACGGUCUAAUUAAUUCUGUUCUUUCGAUAUUUCAGGUACACAAUAAGCAGUCAGUAUGACAAGUGAACCAUUAGCGAAACGUACCAAAAUGAGUGCUCUCGACCAGUUAAAACAAUUUUCCACUGUAGUAGCUGAUACUGGAGAUUUUGAAGCAAUGAAAGCAUAUAAGCCAACUGAUGCAACUACAAACCCAAGUCUUAUUCUGUCUGCUGCUGGAAUGGAACAAUAUCAGCAUUUGUUGGAUAAGGCUAUUAAAUAUGGAAAAGAAUGUGGAGGAACUAUUGAGGAGCAACUUACUGAAAUUUUGGAUAUGUUAAGUGUCUUAUUUGGCUGUGAAAUUUUAAAAAUUAUUCCGGGACGUGUAUCUGUGGAAGUGGAUGCCAGGUUAUCAUUUGAUAAAGAUGCGAGUAUGGCAAAGGCAAUUAAAUUAAUUGGUAUGUUUGCUGAACAAGGCAUCAAGAAGGAGAGGAUUUUAAUAAAGUUAGCGUCAACAUGGGAAGGCAUCCAAGCUGCUAAGGAACUUGAAAAGAAACAUGGAAUCCAUUGUAAUCUCACUCUACUGUUCUCAAUGUAUCAGGCCAUUGCAUGCGCUGAGGCAAAUGUUACUUUAAUAUCACCAUUUGUUGGACGCAUCUUGGACUGGUAUGUGGAACAUACAAAGAAUACUUAUGAAGCUAAAGAUGACCCUGGCGUGUUGUCGGUGACGCGCGUCUACAACUACUACAAGAAGUUUGGGUACAACACUCAAGUGAUGGGCGCGUCGUUCCGCAACACCGGCGAGAUCCGUGAGCUGGCUGGCUGCGAUUUGCUCACUAUUAGCCCGAAGCUGCUGCAGGAGCUGGCUAAUAGUGAACAGCCUUUGAAAAGAGUACUGGACCCUAAGGUCGCUGCUAAAAGCGAUAUAGAGAAAAUAUCACUAUCGGAAGCUCAGUUCCGUUGGCAUUUGAAUGAAGAUCAAAUGGCCACAGACAAACUCUCCGAUGGUAUUCGAAAAUUCGCAGCCGAUACGAGAAAGUUGGAAUCACUCGUUAAGACUUUGCUUGCUAAGAAGUAAUAUAUCAAAAUACCGGGAUUAUUAUAAAUGGGUGGUUGUUUCAGGUUUUGUUAUUUUUUUUUACAUAUAUUUUUUCAUAAGUUGUAUUUUUGAGAGGAAGAAUAUCACAUAUAUAUUUAUAGUAUGAAUUUCUUAUUUGUAAUGACAUGUUUGGGUCCAAGCUAAAGAUGAUUAUCCGUUUUCCCCAUAAGCAUAUGAUGUUUAAGGUAAAAUGUUUCUGAUCCGUUUUUACAUAUUCUAAGAUGAAGUUUAUUGUCUAUAUUUAACAAAAUUAUGAACAAAAUGGUUUAGUUUUUUAAAAAUUUUGUAAUAUUUGUUUUAAAUUGUUUUGAAAUCCAGCUUAUUUGCAAAUCGUUUUAUCCAAUUUUUUGAUGAAAUUGAAAAUAAGUGAUAUUCAUAUGUAGAUUAAUAAUCCAUUUUAAUCUACAUAUUUGUUUUGAUGGUCAUUUGGUUUCCUACAUUUUUUUCUGUAAAAUUGUUACGCACAUUUCAGUGUUCUACAUUUUAUAUACUUAGGAGGAUUAAUAAUAAGUAUACAGUUACUUAAAUAUAUAUGUUACGUAUUGUAUCAUAUUUUGUGCCUUCGAUUUUGAUACAUUCCUAUAUAAAUUUACAUAUUGUAUACAUUUUUCGGA
Messenger RNA from Papilio xuthus (Asian swallowtail), 1747 nucleotides. RefSeq names its product transaldolase (gene Taldo). The coding region runs from base 114 to 1112 and encodes 332 amino acids. The transcript has 7 exons. NCBI's taxonomy places the organism in Eukaryota, Metazoa, Arthropoda, Insecta, Lepidoptera, Papilionidae. Gene Ontology annotation, molecular function: transaldolase activity. The record is from RefSeq and is a predicted model, not a curated record. Gene Ontology annotation, biological process: carbohydrate metabolic process; pentose-phosphate shunt, non-oxidative branch; pentose-phosphate shunt. Gene Ontology annotation, cellular component: intracellular anatomical structure; cytoplasm.